This is a messenger RNA of Suillus subaureus, 240 nucleotides long. RefSeq lists its product as uncharacterized. Gene Ontology annotation, cellular component: dynein complex. Gene Ontology annotation, biological process: microtubule-based movement. NCBI's taxonomy places the organism in Eukaryota, Fungi, Basidiomycota, Agaricomycetes, Boletales, Suillaceae. The transcript has a single exon. The record is from RefSeq and is a predicted model, not a curated record. The annotation marks the transcript as partial. Gene Ontology annotation, molecular function: dynein light intermediate chain binding; dynein intermediate chain binding; minus-end-directed microtubule motor activity.
AUGAUAGUAGGACCUUUGGGUACUGGGAAAACCAAUUCUUGGCAGGUUCUGCUUGCCAUGCUUGAGAGGCUUGAUGGCAUUGAAGGAAUUCCCUAUGUCAUUGACCCUAAGGCUAUGCACAAGGACACACUGUACAACACACUCAAUCCUACCACACAUGAAUGGAAUGAUGGGCUGUUCACCUACAUCUUGUGCAAGAUUGUCAAUGAUGUUUGUGGUGAAAGCAGUAAGAGACAUUGG